Messenger RNA from Perca flavescens (yellow perch), 786 nucleotides. RefSeq names its product nuclear transport factor 2-like export factor 2 (gene nxt2). The record is from RefSeq and is a predicted model, not a curated record. The transcript has 4 exons. Gene Ontology annotation, biological process: nucleocytoplasmic transport. The coding region runs from base 171 to 602 and encodes 143 amino acids. Lineage: Eukaryota; Metazoa; Chordata; Actinopteri; Perciformes; Percidae.
UUGGUGCCUACAGGAAGUAAUACAUGCGUCAAAGUGGCUGCAUUGGCUGCUUAAUGAACAGUGAAAGAAAAGGAAAAGACUCUUAAAUUAAUGCUUGAGAAUAUUUUCCCCUCUCGUAUCUGAUAGCAGUCAGUAUAUUUAGUAUUGUUCUGAUCCUUAUAGCUGUACUUAUGGCAAACACGUUGGAUUUCAGGACCCAUGCCGACCAGUCAUGCAGAUAUUCCGAAGAAUUUGUCAACAUUUAUUACGACUGCGUGGAUAAAAAAAGGAGGAACUUGACCCGGCUUUACCUGGACAAAGCGACUUUGGUGUGGAAUGGGAACGUGGUGUCAGGACAGCAUGCUCUGGGCGAGUUUUUUGAGUCGUUGCCUUCGAGCGAGUUCCAAGUUCAAACACUGGAUUGUCAGCCAGUUCACGAGCAAGCAACCCAAGGCCAGACUACACUGCUCGUGGUGACUGGUGGGACAGUCAAGUUUGAGGGGAACAAACAGCGUUUCUUCAACCAGAACUUUCUUCUGACAGCUCAGGCUACACCCAACAACGACCAGCCCGUUUGGAAGAUUGCUAGUGACUGUUUCCGAUUUCAAGACUGGAAUAGCUGAGGCUCUCCCCAUUCCCCUCUAAAAUGUAUGAACACUAGAUGAGUUAGUUUUUCUUUUCUUUUUUGUAAUAAAAUAAAAACACCAUACACCAAUAAUACAAAAAAAAGUUUACUCUUUAAAUGUUGAACAAGGCAUGUGAUCAUAAUGAUGCAUGAUAAUAAAUACAAAUAGGAUCACCAAACAA